AUGGGUUUCGUUGUUGCCAGUCUCUGGAUAAGUCUUUUUCUUUCCACCUUGGAAACCACGAUCACUGUUACAGCCCUUCAUCAUAUCUCGGACGACCUCAACGGUCUGGGCCAGUCGAUUUGGAUUGUUGUCGCUGAUCUGUUGACUUAUGAUGGUGAUGAAUUUCGAUUAUCCUCCUAUAUAGGGGAGAUGGAUUAUGCUGCCGUAACAGAGCACAGCUAG
Monascus purpureus is the source of this 222-nucleotide messenger RNA. The record is from the annotation of a GenBank genome assembly. Lineage: Eukaryota; Fungi; Ascomycota; Eurotiomycetes; Eurotiales; Aspergillaceae.